Messenger RNA from Phasianus colchicus (ring-necked pheasant), 1216 nucleotides. Its product is annotated as C-C motif chemokine 5-like. Gene Ontology annotation, biological process: chemokine-mediated signaling pathway; antimicrobial humoral immune response mediated by antimicrobial peptide; inflammatory response. NCBI's taxonomy places the organism in Eukaryota, Metazoa, Chordata, Aves, Galliformes, Phasianidae. Gene Ontology annotation, cellular component: extracellular region. Gene Ontology annotation, molecular function: chemokine activity; CCR chemokine receptor binding. The record is from RefSeq and is a predicted model, not a curated record.
UCUGCUCUCCUGACAUGGGAGUUUUUCACUUUGGCAGGCAGUCAUAUUGAAGCAGAUGGAAACGGCAAGGUUCAACUUAGAAGUUUGUCAUGCUUUCUUUGGACAGGUUUUCCUUUCUUUUUCCUUUUCUCCCUUUCUCCCAGGAAGGCAAUGAUAAAUUUUACCUUGUAAGCACUGAAAUUUUCAGGAUUCAACUCCAGUGUUGUUGCUGGGCUUUAGGGGUGGUCCUAGGAUGAGUGAGGGGACUUUUGUCACCAACACUGAGGAAAAGAGGACUGUAAAAGCUCUAACAAGACACCUCCAGCAGUGAUCUCCACUACGCUUUGGUGCCCACACCCAUUUCUUGAUGACUUUCUGGGGAGAUUGGAUGAGAGUAGCUCCUAAGGAAUGGCUGUCCAUGCUGCUAUGGGCAUCAGAUUGUGGUGGACUCAUGGUGGACUCAUAUCAAACUUCUCUUCCAGUUGGGGCUGACACAACUGUGUGCUGCUUCAGCUACAGUGUACGGAAGCUGCCCCAGAAUCAUGUGAAGGAGUAUUUCUACACCAGCAGCAAGUGCCCACAGCCAGCAGUUGUGUUCACCACCAGGAAGGGGCGGCAGGUCUGCGCGAACCCUGACGCCCGGUGGGUGAAGGAAUACAUCAACUUCCUGGAGCUGCAGUGAGCACCAGGACCUGAGGUGUCUGCCCUGGAGAGCCCUGCGAGUCCAUGCAGCAAAGUCAUGGCGUGGCGCUAGAAACCCCACUGCUGAGCACCAGGGCCAACAGACACCCUGGGGUCCCUGAGCUUCUUUUUGUCUUGCAACAGCAUCAUCUAUACUAUACAAUUUAGCCACCCUACCAUGCAGCUGCAAUGCUGGGGACGCGUCUCUUGGCCUUGCAGGUCUGCUUGGUGCAGGCUGCUGUGCAAAUGUUGUCUCCUCCUGUGCCUCUGCUGCUGGAGCGGGAGGGGAUGUUCCCCUAAGAGCCACCUGUGGGAAGCAGUCUGUUAGAACGAGGUGUGAGUGCUGUCACAUAAUGCAGGCUGACCUCCAGGCCAUCUGGCUGUGUCUUGCCAUGCUGCAGGAUCUGUGAAUGAGAUGCUGUGAAGGAGAUCCUUCCCUAAGGGAGGAAACAGUACACUGGAUAUUUAUGGGAUGCUCAUUCUGGAACCACACUUGUGCUCAAAACGCUGUGUCUUGCUGGUCCCAAAGAAUAAAGGUUUCUAUCUCUGUGACUAA